This is a messenger RNA of Aspergillus bombycis, 1605 nucleotides long. Its product is annotated as hexose transporter. Gene Ontology annotation, molecular function: carbohydrate:proton symporter activity. Gene Ontology annotation, biological process: transmembrane transport; carbohydrate transport. Lineage: Eukaryota; Fungi; Ascomycota; Eurotiomycetes; Eurotiales; Aspergillaceae. Gene Ontology annotation, cellular component: membrane. Bases 1 to 1605 code for a protein of 534 amino acids. The record is from RefSeq and is a predicted model, not a curated record. The transcript has 10 exons.
AUGGUCACCAACCACGCCUCACACGAUCGCUUGCAGGCCGUCACCGCAGACGAGCCAAGCAUUAGCAAACAUGAGGGGCCCGAACAGCCAACCGCUGAAGAGAAUGAGCAUUGUGCAAUAGGUAAAGGCGGUGCGCCAGUCAUGCGCUCAAAGGAGGAUGACCUUUCUGUAUGGCAGACGGUGAGGCGAUAUAAAGUCGUCUCGGUCGUUGCAAUGGCUGCGGCGUUCAGUGCCGCGCUAGAUGGUUACCAGAUCAACCUCAAUGGUGGGCUCGUUUCCAAUGAGGGGUUCAUCCGACAGAUGGCGAGCCCUGGAACCACGAUCAUCGAAGGCCAGUAUGUCUCCGCUUGGAGUGGCAUUCAGUCUUCUGGCCAGGCGGUUGGCCAAAUUAGUAUAUUCAUUGAGUCAUUUGCUACCCGGUGGGAUCACUGGCUCGUGGCGAAACUCUUCUCGGGCAUGGGAGUCGGCAUGCUGCAAUCGACAUUGCCUAUCUAUCUGUCGGAGAUAGCCCCGACCCAGUUAAGGGGAUUCUUCAUUAAUGCAUACAGCUUUUGGUUCGUGGUGGGACAAAUAUUCGCCUCAGUGGCUCUCAACCGACUUCAUGCUAUAAGCCCUUUGGACUUCCGAACGCCCAUCUAUACACAGUGGGCUAUGGUCGGAGCAACAAUUAUUAUCUUCGUCAUCAUGCCCGAAACCCCGUGGUGGCUCGUCAGUAAAGGAAAGCUUGAUAGGGCCGCAGAGAUCCUUACGACCUAUAACGGCCGCGUUGAGGGUUAUGAUGUGUCUGAACAAAUUUGCGAAUUGCAGGAGAUCAUGAGCGCCACAGUCGCCGAGGAGCGCCGGAUUGCUGAGCGAGACUCGCAGGAAGGGAUGUGGGCAGUUUUCCAGGGCCGCAACUUCAUCCGGUUCGUGAUUGCUGGAUGGCCAAAGGUCACCCAGCAGUUUGUCGGGCUGGCAGUGUUUAACUCCAACGCUACCUAUUUUUUUCAAUAUGCGGGUAAUAAAGACCCUUUCUUGGUCACCGUCAUCCUGUCCUGUGUUCAGCUCCUCUCCAUGAUCAUCACAGCCAUGCUCACCGACCAAAUUGGCCGUCGACCACUCACCGUCUAUCCCUAUGCGGUAACGACUCUAUCAGUGCUAUGCCUUGGAAUAAUCGGCUGCUUUGAUUACACUCAGAAGUCUACAAGCUCGCUUCUAGUCUUUUUCGCCUGUCUCGCUACGUUCACAACCACCGGUGCCUCGUCAAUUGGUUACGCCUACGCUGCAGAGAUCCCCCAGCAACGCCUGCGUGCUCAAACUGCAGGCUGGUCCCUUGCGGCGUCCAAUUUAAUCGCGCUCAUGUUCAGCUUCUGCACACCGCUGAUGAUCAACGGACCCCUUACAAAAUGGGGAGUCAAAACAGGAUUCUUUUUCGCGGGAACUGGUACGGUAGCUGUUAUCAUCGCGUGGUUUAUUCUCCCGGAGGUCACACGUCGGACACCUGCCGAGAUCGAUGAAAUGUUUGAGAAGAAGAUCAAUCUUCGCAAGUUCAAACACUAUGUUACUGACGUUCAGACCAAUGCUUUCGAACAACACGAGCUGGAGACACACACGCGUACAGCAUAG